ACCUGAUGACACUGGAGAAACCUGUUCCUCAUUUAGCAGGACUCACUUCCUUGUUAAAGAUUUAUCAAGGGGCAGCACUGAAAAUCAGUUUUCACUAUUACGAGGAGGAAACAUUAUGGCUGUGCGGUUGUGCUGGUGCCUGGUAGCUACACUUUGUCUGUGGUCUGCCAGCGUUUCUAGUGAGACUCAAGCUGGAGGUAAAUCAGAAGUUGAUCUCGGUAAGAAGGCCAAUAAAGCGAGAAUUCAGGACUUACUCGACUUUGCUGUGAAGGAGUAUAAUAAAAUAUCGAAUGAUCUAUACUUCUACAAGCAAUGCAACACAAUCUCGGCUCAAACGCAGGUUGUUUCCGGAGUAAAAUAUUAUAUAAUUGCCAAUAUUGUACGGACACAGUGUGCAAAAAAUCGUUCAAGUGGUUAUGGUGAUGGCGCGUCCUGUGAUGUGGCAUGUUCCGAUGGGGCGCAGGUAUACGUGUGCCAGUUUGAAGUCUGGGUUAGGGUAUGGUUAGAAGGAAGCGAAAAAGAAAUACUUUUAUCUAGUUCUUGUAACCCCAGUAAUGAAAACCCAUGAGACCAUCGAUUUUUCUUGCAACAAUGUAAUAACGUUUUAAACUCUGUUACCUAUUGUAUAUCAUUGCGAAUAAAAAGCAAACCAUUAA
Pseudophryne corroboree (corroboree frog) is the source of this 656-nucleotide messenger RNA. Its product is annotated as cystatin-like. The coding region runs from base 116 to 568 and encodes 150 amino acids. Gene Ontology annotation, cellular component: vesicle; cytoplasm. Gene Ontology annotation, molecular function: cysteine-type endopeptidase inhibitor activity. Lineage: Eukaryota; Metazoa; Chordata; Amphibia; Anura; Myobatrachidae. The record is from RefSeq and is a predicted model, not a curated record. The transcript has 4 exons.